CUCUCUGCAUCCAUCUCGACCACCCCCGCUGAGCCCGGAUCGCCAUUCGAACGAUGGGCAAGCAGAUCAUCGUCCAGCUCUUCUCCGGCCUCGGCCCGCUGUGCAUUCCGUUUGAGGCGGAUGCCACAGUGGCCUCGCUCAAAGACGUUCUCGAGGAAAGGCACCACAUCCCGCGAGACCUGCAGCGCAUCACCUGCGGCGCUCGCAACAGCAUCUCGCUCCUGGACGACGAAUCCAUCUUUACCGACAGCGACGAGGAGUGCGAUGACGGCCAGACCCAUCCACCGGUCUUCAGCGUGCUCGUGCGCCUGCCGGGAGGAAAAGGCGGAUUCGGCAGUAUGCUGAGAGCACAGGGCGGCAAGAUGGCCUCGCAGAAAACGACCAACUUUGAAGCCUGCCGAGAUCUGUCGGGACGGCGCCUGCGGGUCGUCAACGACGCCAAAAAACUGGCCGACUACGCUGAGAAGGAGCCCGAACGAGAGAAACAAAAGCAAGAAAAAAUGCUCGAGAAGAUCGAAAAGGGUCUCGCCGAGCCUGCUCGAAAGAAGCACCGCUUCGACGACCUCGAGUUCAGCAAGAACCACGAGCGGAUUCUGGAGGAUGCCCUCGAUGUUGUUGAGCGAGGUCUGGUGCAAUCGGACAAGGGCAAGGGCAAGGCACGAGCUGUCGAGCCUGCCGAGAAGCCUGGAAAGAAUCUCUCGUUUUGGGAUGAGGAGGGCGAAGAUGAAGAUGAAGAUGAAGAUGAAGAUGAAGAUGAAGAUGAAGAUGAAGAUGAAGAUGAAGAUGAAAGCGAAGAGGAUGGCGAUGAUGAGAAUUCCGAUGGCGCCAACCUGGAAGCGGACAGCACCGAGGAAGAGCACAGCGAGCCGUCGUCGUCGUCGUCGUCGUCCCGGCGCCCGUAGGGAGAUGACAAGGGGCCCAGGCGCAAAUCAUGCAAGAGCUGAGUCCGCAGCAUACUCUUUUUUGGCUCUCCAAUAUAGCAAACUCAUGACAAUCCA
Molecule: messenger RNA, 998 nt
Organism: Polychytrium aggregatum
Lineage: Eukaryota; Fungi; Chytridiomycota; Chytridiomycetes; Polychytriales
Product: telomere stability and silencing-domain-containing protein
Exons: 4
Coding region: 54-902 (282 amino acids)
Cellular component (GO): nucleus
Source: RefSeq, a predicted model, not a curated record